Molecule: messenger RNA, 900 nt
Organism: Bathycoccus prasinos
Lineage: Eukaryota; Viridiplantae; Chlorophyta; Mamiellophyceae; Mamiellales; Bathycoccaceae
Product: 60S ribosomal protein L7
Exons: 1
Coding region: 1-900 (299 amino acids)
Biological process (GO): maturation of LSU-rRNA from tricistronic rRNA transcript (SSU-rRNA, 5.8S rRNA, LSU-rRNA)
Cellular component (GO): cytosolic large ribosomal subunit
Molecular function (GO): structural constituent of ribosome; RNA binding
Source: RefSeq, a predicted model, not a curated record
AUGGAACCGUUGCAUCGCCCAAACCGGGUUCGCGAAGACAUUCCGUCGUGUUUUGAGCGGCGUAAAAUCAUCGGAAAUUUUUGCUCUCGCAUUAGGUUCAUUACGCGAGAAAAAAGCACUCAACAUCAGGUUCACGCGUUUACUUACGUAUUAUCUCGCUCUUCUUUCUUUAUACGAAACAAACAGGUUGCCGCUCCAGAAUCCGUCCUCAAACGCCGCAAACGCGACGAGCAAUGGGCCGCUCAAAAAGCCAAAGCGGACGCCGAGUCGAAGAAAGCCCAAGAGAAGAAAAGGGAAGAGGUGUUCAAACGCGCCGAAAAGUACGUCAAGGAGUACGAGUCCCAAGAGAAAGAUUUGAUUCGCUUAAAAAGAGAAGCCAGAGCGAAAGGCGGCUUUUACGUCGAACCGGAGCAAAAGUUGAUCUUUGUCAUGCGAUUGAGAGGUUUGAACGACAUGCACCCGAAGACGAGGCACAUUUUACAGUUGUUGCGUUUGAGACAAAUUCACAACGGCGUCUUCAUGAAGGUGAACAAAGCGACGGUGAACGCUUUGAGAAAGGUUGAACCGUACAUCAUGUGGGGGUACCCGAACUUGAAGACGGUGAAGGAUUUGAUUUACAAGAGAGGUCACGGUAAGGUGAACAAGCAACGAAUUCCGUUGACCGAUAACAGCGUGGUGGAGAAAGUGUUGGGUGAUAAAGGUAUCAUUUGCGUGGAAGAUUUGAUCCACGAGAUUUACACCGUCGGCCCGAACUUCAAGGAGUGCGCGAACUUUUUGUGGCCGAUGAAGUUGUCCGCGCCGUUGGGCGGGAUGACCAGAAAGAGAAAUCACUACAUCGAAGGUGGCAUGGCUGGUAACAGAGAGGAGAACAUCAACGCUUUGGUCAGAAGCAUGAACUAA